Molecule: messenger RNA, 692 nt
Organism: Triticum aestivum (bread wheat)
Lineage: Eukaryota; Viridiplantae; Streptophyta; Magnoliopsida; Poales; Poaceae
Exons: 3
Coding region: 301-672 (123 amino acids)
Source: RefSeq, a predicted model, not a curated record
GUACAAGGAAACCGCCGCCUCCGUGCAUGCUGCCCCCUGCUCACCCUCGUCUCACCGUUCGUCGUCUUCGACGGCACCGCGCUGCCCACCUACAACAACACCGCACCGACGCCCUGCCGUCCGCCGGGGGCGACUGCAUCGCGCCUCUCCGCCUACAACAACGCCGCGCUCGGCAUCGCCACGUCCUCCCGUCCGUCGCCGGCGGCUGCACCUCGCCUCAUUGACUACGACAACGCCACGCCCGACAGUCCUACGCCUUGCCGCGGGAACGGCACGACGGAUAAGCUCCGCCUGCACCAGAUGGAGUCUCCUAAACGUUCCAGUGAACGCACUCCCUUUAAAGACCUGUCCAACUCCGUCAACGCAAGUGUUGUCGACAUUAGUAAUGGAGGGCAACCUACAGAUAUGAAAGAACGCAAGAGGCAACGUGCUAGGGAGCGAUAUGCGCAAAUGGAUAAACAGAAAAAAGAUGAAUUACUACGGAAGCGCUGUGAAGCCUAUCAACAGAAAAGAGCUCGACCAUUAGUUAGUUCUGAAGAGGCGAAAGUGGGGGCAAGUCCAUCUGUGCUCUCCCAAGUGCAGAUAACGACAAUUGGUCAAGGUGUGCUUCACCAUCGAGUGCCGGCUUAUUAUUCGCAGUUAUAUCAUUUGCUGGUUCUCUACUUUAGCUAAUACAUCUGAUAAUUUGUUUA